Zingiber officinale is the source of this 1616-nucleotide messenger RNA. RefSeq lists its product as uncharacterized. NCBI's taxonomy places the organism in Eukaryota, Viridiplantae, Streptophyta, Magnoliopsida, Zingiberales, Zingiberaceae. The record is from RefSeq and is a predicted model, not a curated record. The transcript has 3 exons. The coding region runs from base 47 to 1324 and encodes 425 amino acids.
AUGGUUUGAUGUCUAGGGAAACAAACAGACCAGUCCAGCGUCGGCAAUGUCCUGGCUCUCGAGAUCGCUGGCCAACUCUCUUGCCCCCGACCACCGUAGCGACGGCGGUGAAGGCAGCGGCGGCAGUAGCGUUGCGGAAUCAAGGGACGAUGGCAGAUCUUUCCGAUCGGACAAGGGAAGCGGAGUGGACGAGAAGGAGGAAGAUGAUGAUGCCGGCCGGGGCGUCAAGGAAGACAUUUCUGAGCUCUCCCAAACCCUAGCCCGCCAAUUGUGGGGCGUCGCCUCUUUUCUUGCCCCUCUUCCCCAGUCCGCCGUCGAUGAGGCCCCCCCUGAUCCGGCUGUUCUCAGCGAGGCGGAGCAGCCGACGGAGGAACCUGAUUCGGCAGCGGUAGCGGGAAUCCGGAAUGAUUUCGCUGAGAUUGGUGGGAGAUUCAGGUCCGGGAUAUCCAAGAUCUCCGGCAAUAUGGGCGUCUCGGAAAUAUCCAAGUUCGCCUCCAACUUCCUUCCAUUCCGGGACGAAGAAGAGGAGGAGCGGGCAGAGGAGGAGGAAGAAGAUGAUAGGAACUUCGGUUCUGGAGCUAUUGGUAUUACGGAUGAAGUGAUGUCCUUUGUCCAUAACAUCUCGAUGCAUGCUGAGACAUGGUUGGAUUUCCCUCUCUUAUCAGAUGACGAAGAUUCUGAUGAUUUUCACAUGUCUGAUGCCCAACUUGAGCAUGCAUAUACUAUUGAAUGCUUUUCACCAAGAUUGGCUGCUUUAAGAAUUGAACUUUGCCCUAAUAUCAUGAGUGAAGGGAGCUUUUGGAAAACCUAUUUUGUGCUUUUGCAUCCUAGACUAAAUAAGCAAGAUGCAGAACUUCUCUCAACACCUCAGGUCGUGGAAGCCAGAACUAUGUUGUUGCAGAAAUUGCAGCAUCAGAGCAAGUCAGAUUCACCAAAACUGGUGGAUGUUUCCCAUGGGAAGUCUGAGACAUCAUUUCCAUUUUCAAAGCCAGCCAUAACCUCAAAGGAUGCAUUUGAUACCUUUCCAUCGGAGAACCCACAAACUGAAUCCUUGCAUGAGGAUAGGCACCCAAACCCGAUCAUAGCAAGUUGGACAGCUACUAACCAAACUGUUGCUGAAGAGAAGAGACAGAAUAAACACCUCAAUAAGUUCAAUGUUGCCUCCAACAUCUCUGUUGAGGAGACAGAUGAUGAUGACUGGCCAGAAGAUGAGGAUGGAGAUACGACACCAAGGAUCAUCAGCAUCCCUAUCGAUGAAGAUGUGUCUUUUAGCGAUCUCGAGGAAGAAGAUGAAAAAUAUGCGCCGAAAGCUUUGAAAACAUGAGAGCGAUUACAAUCCUGUUGAGACUGUAUGGAAAAGGCUCGACACCGCACUGUUGUUGUCUCAGUGGUAACAGCUCUGCAUUGAUGGUGUGAAUCAAAUGCUCGUCUUUAUAGACAAUUGUUCAUUACAUGAUUACUUAAUUUGUAAUCUUUAUUGUUCUCUUGUACAUAUUACCCAAUAUGCUCAGCUUGAAUCAGUUGAGACUAUGUAUUCGUUUGGAGCAUUUCCAGUCGUAAUGUAGCUUGAAAUAUUUCAGCUUUUUAUAAACUAGUAAUCAGUUUUGUAUCGACAA